Messenger RNA from Pogoniulus pusillus (Red-fronted tinkerbird), 702 nucleotides. RefSeq names its product natural killer cells antigen CD94-like. The record is from RefSeq and is a predicted model, not a curated record. Gene Ontology annotation, molecular function: transmembrane signaling receptor activity. The coding region runs from base 1 to 702 and encodes 233 amino acids. Lineage: Eukaryota; Metazoa; Chordata; Aves; Piciformes; Lybiidae. The transcript has 6 exons. Gene Ontology annotation, cellular component: plasma membrane. Gene Ontology annotation, biological process: signal transduction.
AUGGAGGAUGAGGAAGGCUACACCACUUUAAAUUUACGACCCCCAGCUUCAGUCCUUACUCCCAGAUAUUCAAGCAGCAACAAAUAUUCUGGAUUUGAGGCUCCAGCCAGAUGUGUUACAGUAGACAGAACCUCUGCCUCCUCUUCCAUCUGGAAGCUAGUGGCUUUCGUUUUCCUUGCUCUGUGCCUGGUGCUGCUGCUGGGGCUAGUAGCCCUGCUAGCCCUGUUUUUUCAGGCUUCCAAGGAUCCUGAGGAAGGGAAGAAGCUGCAGGAGAUGAGAAAAGCCUUGUGUUUUGAAGUGAAGGAGAAACAUGAAACAAAAUGUGUUGUCUGCCCAGUGAGCUGGCAAAGUGAUGGAGGUGACAACUGCUUCUACAUUUCAAAGCAGAAGAAAACAUGGAAGGAAAGCCAGGAAUUCUGUUCCUCAAGAAACGCCACUCUUCUUGUGCUCAAAGACAGAGCAAAGAUGGUUUCUCUGCCAAAGGAUUCCCAGUUCUACUGGGUUGGAUUGUCACACAUGUCUGAAAAGAAUGGCUGGUACUGGGAAGAUGGAACAGCAUUUUCCAAACAAGAGACAAACUGGGUUGUUCUCUAUGACAACAUCUUCUGUGCCUCCAUUUAUGGCCAAAUUAUCUAUGGCAGCAACUCCUGCUUGACAAAGCAGUUGUGGAUCUGUGAGAAAGUGGCUGUUGAGUUCCCCUGA